ACUGCUCAAAAAGAUGUCUUUUUUUCACACUUCAUUUACAAGUCGACUUGGGGUUUGUCCACUGGGGUUUGUCACUUCCUAUUUAAGUGCUCUUCAGACAUUCUUUUUCACACAACCUAAAACUGCAGAGCUGUCAUCCACUGACCCUUAAACACACAAAAGACAUCAUCCACGCUGAACGCUGAGGGCCAUUUCAAGACUCCAAGAUGUCCGGUAACCCCGUUAACCCGGCUCUCUACUGCCCCCGCAUCCAAGGCAUGGUUAACAUCACCAUCAGGCCCAACACCACCAGCAUCACGUCUCUGGGAGUCUUCACCAUCUUUCUCCAUGGCCUGUUCUCCACCAUCGGCAUCGUGGAAAACCUCCUGAUCCUCAUUGUGGUGGGCUUCCGCGUACGCCGCUCCAUCAUCAGCAUCUGGAUACUGAACCUCGCCACCUCGGACCUGCUCGCCACCGCCUCCCUGCCUGUCUUCACCCUCUUCCUCGGCGGUAAAACUUGGGAGCUUGGCCACGGCUUUUGCCGUCUUCACUCCUCCAUCUUCUUUCUCAACAUGUUCGUUAGCGGCUUCCUGCUCGCCGCUAUCUCCCUGGAUCGCUGCCUGGUCGUGCUAAAACCGGUCUGGGCCCAAAACUACCGCACAAAGCAGCUAGUGAUGAAAAUUUGUGGCGCAUUAUGGUUCAUGGCGUUCCUGUGCACUAUUCCCUUUUAUAUUUUCCGUGAUGCUAUCCCACAACGCAACGGGAACACGCAAUGCUACUACCACUACGCCCGCUCGCUUCCGAGUCCACCUUUCAACAUGGUAGAGCUGUGUGAAUACCGCGAAAAGACUUUUGCGGUUUUUAAGCUCAUGUUUGCAUUUGUGAUUCCGUUGGCUGUCAUCAUCACCAGCUACGUCAUCGUGAACACUAUCUUAGCGCGUAGAGGUUGCCGGCGUUCUUACCGUUUUGUCCGGUUAGUCAUCGCGGUGGUGGUCAGCUUCAUCAUCUGCUGGGCUCCUUACCACGUGCUGAGCAUCAUGGAGGUCUCUUUGUCACUCUGGCAUCCUUCGCAAAUACCCAUAGCCAAAGCGAUGCCGGCUGCCGCUACGAUUGGAUUUCUCAACAGCGUCCUGAACCCGAUUUUGUACGUGUUUAGCUGUCCCGACCUGUGCACGAAGAUAAGGCAUUCUCUGAGUGCCGUCAUGGAGACCGUCUUGGCGGAAGAUCUGGCAGAGUUCACGAGGCGUAGGAGCACCAUGAGGAGUUCCGUCAGCAACCACGAGGUCCCGCUCCAAAAGAAGAACUCGACUUCGGCGAUGUGCACCAAAUCUGAGACGGACACGAGUGAUGCAGUUACUUCCAAAGAUGAUGAAGCCAAAGACAGUGAAGGCAACAAGGAUGAGCUCUUGUGAAAAUGUUCAGGCUUUGUUAUCUUGUGUUAGAGCCCACGGCUUGGCUCCGCCUCGCCCGGCGCUCCCCAUUUGUUUUACCGCUUGUGCCUUCCGUAUUUGCAUGUGCUGUGUGGUCCCUGGUACAUGAGUGGUGGAGUGUGGUCCCGUCGCUUUUGGGCUGGCUCUGAUGUUUGUCAUGCCGUGGUUGGAGGAUGGACGUCCCGCUCCUCCAGUGCCCUUCUUGAUCCACCAACCUCUCAUCCAGUAAAAGUGCUGUGGGCCUGUCCCUUCUGGCGGCUGGAUUUCAGUUUCAGUUUGCCCACGACUUUGUCCCAGUUUUUAAUUUUGGCCUCUGAAUUUGAGUUUGACACCCCUGGUCUAGUGUGUUGUGUGUUGUGUGUUGAGACCUACUGUUUGUUUGUAUUUGCCAGUUUGACAUGGCCUUUGCGCAUUUGUAUUUUCUUUGAUUUAUCUUAUCCCAUGACUUAUUGUUUAGUUGUAUUGGAAAUUUAUCGUUUAUUGAAUGUAAAACACACUUUUUUUUAUUAUUGUACUUACUUACAUUUACUUUAUAAAAGCCACUUACUUUACAUUGCAUCUUGUUUGUGUUACUUUCCUUUGUCUCUAGCACUGGUUUGUGACACCGUUAAAGGGCUCACAUUAGGCUCUUUUCUGAUCUAUGCUGUAAUAUUGUUUUUUCAUCACAAACCCAACUGGAGUUCUGUUUUAAUUCACACAUAUAUAUCCCCUUAACGCCCACUGUCACAAAUAUGCUACAAACCAUUUGGAUCAAGAUAUAAGCCGAGACAGUGGCUGCGUUCCCCCA
Messenger RNA from Boleophthalmus pectinirostris (great blue-spotted mudskipper), 2196 nucleotides. Its product is annotated as prostaglandin D2 receptor 2. NCBI's taxonomy places the organism in Eukaryota, Metazoa, Chordata, Actinopteri, Gobiiformes, Gobiidae. Gene Ontology annotation, molecular function: complement receptor activity; G protein-coupled receptor activity. The record is from RefSeq and is a predicted model, not a curated record. Gene Ontology annotation, biological process: positive regulation of cytosolic calcium ion concentration; inflammatory response; phospholipase C-activating G protein-coupled receptor signaling pathway. Gene Ontology annotation, cellular component: plasma membrane.